GGGCCACUGGGGCGGCGUGGCCGGGUGCACGUGGCUGUCAGCAGGGUGGUCUCGACACUGCCGGAGCUGAGAGAGUCGGGAGCGAGGGAAGGAGGCAUGGGAAACUCUGGGGGGAAGAGGGGAGAGGAUCAGGAAGGAGGGGAGGAAGAAGAGCUGCCCUAUGAGGUGGAGGAACAGCUGGCCAGCGGGGACGACAGCCUGGACCUCUGCUUCCGGAAGCUGCAGCGGCUCCCCAGGCGCGUGUGUGGCUGCCGCCACCUGGAGAAGCUCUACGCCAGCAACAACCGGCUGCGGGGGCUGCCGGAGAGCUUCUCCGAUCUGGACCGCCUCCGGGUCCUCGCCCUGGACUUCAACAAGAUGUUUGACGUGCCACCUCCGGUGUGCCGGCUGGAGAACAUCACCCGGCUCUACCUGGGCAGCAACCGGCUCACCACGCUGCCCCCGGAGUUCAGCAACCUGCUCAACCUGCGCUGCCUCUGGAUGGAGAACAACUUCUUCCGCCACUUCCCCCGGCAGCUGCUCGACCUGCCCGUCCUCAAGUCCCUGCAGCUGGGAGACAACCGGCUGAGGACCCUCCCGGGGUGCCUGGCCCGCAUGGCCUCCCUGCGGGGGCUGUGGCUCUACGGGAACCGCUUCGAGGAGCUGCCUCGGGUGCUGCUGCGCAUGGAGCUGCUGGAGAUCCUGGACGUGGACCGGAAUAAGAUCUCGCGCUUCCCCAACCUCACACGCCUCGCCGGGCUCAAGCUCUUCUCCUACGACCACAACCCUGGCAAGGUCGUGCCGAAGGCGCGGGACUCGGUGAUGCUGGUUGGGGAGGGGGCCGCCGAGCUGAGACAGGCGCGGGCCGAUAAGGCAGAGGCCGUCGCUGUGGCCAAGGCAGAGAAAGAGGCCAAGGAGGCAGAGGCACUGGAGGCAGCAGCCAGGGGGGCCAGGGGGUACAGGGGGAGAGGGACAGCCAUCCACAGCAUCCUGAAGAACGGGGGCUUGCCCACAGGGCAGCUGGAGGGAUCCGAGGGGGGCGGGGAGGAGGAGGAGGAGGAGGAGGAGGGAGAGUUCGAGGAGGAGUUUGAUUUUGAGGAAGAGGAGGAAGAGGAGACUUGAGGGUCAGAAAUCUUCCUUCAUUCUUUCCUGCUCACACUCCCUCCCUCUGUUUCUCUCUUCUCCUGGCAUGCUCUCUCGCUCUCUCGUUCAGUAAAACUCCCCUUCCCCAUUCACUCUCAAUCUGUCCAUCUCUCUCUCUCUCUCUCUCUCUCUCUCUCUCUCUCUCUCUCUCUCUCUGGUCAAAUUUACUGCCAAGUCCUGAAUUCAGUAAAUUAAAAAAAAAAAAAAAUCUAAUUUUUUGUUUUUGUUUUUAAUGCAGAUGGCUAAUUAUUCUCAGACGCCCUGAAACUCCAUCGCAUUUUCCAUGUCAUUUAGAAACACUGGGGGGGGGGG
Molecule: messenger RNA, 1434 nt
Organism: Polyodon spathula (Mississippi paddlefish)
Lineage: Eukaryota; Metazoa; Chordata; Actinopteri; Acipenseriformes; Polyodontidae
Product: leucine-rich repeat-containing protein 10B
Exons: 1
Coding region: 97-1101 (334 amino acids)
Molecular function (GO): protein binding
Source: RefSeq, a predicted model, not a curated record